Ruditapes philippinarum (Manila clam) is the source of this 2933-nucleotide messenger RNA. RefSeq lists its product as uncharacterized. The record is from RefSeq and is a predicted model, not a curated record. NCBI's taxonomy places the organism in Eukaryota, Metazoa, Mollusca, Bivalvia, Venerida, Veneridae. The transcript is spliced from 15 exons. Bases 63 to 2918 code for a protein of 951 amino acids.
AAAUUGACGUUGCACGUAAAUUCAUAAAUUUUAUAUUUUGUCGGAGGUAUACAUGGAUCGGAAUGGCGUUGAUAUUUUUACUUCUAGGCGUUGUGAUAAGUCUCCCUAAAGCUGUAUAUGCAUGCUCGGCCUGGUCUGCAUGUACUGUAACAUGUGGAGGUGGAACUCAAACAAGAACUUGCUCGACCUGGUUAGAAUUUCCUUCAUCUUCCGAACAAAGUUGUAACACUUAUUGCUUUAACCAAGGGGUUUACGUAAAUGGACGAUGUCAAUGCUCUGCCUGGAGAAGUGGAUCGUGUUGUUCAGGUUGCCGGCAUGUUUCACUUCCUCAAUGUUUUUCCGGUCAUCAAAGUUGCGGAGGAUCACCAGAUGGUAUAAAAUGCACGAGAUGCAAUGACGCUUAUUAUUCUACAGGAUACAUUACCCAGUCAUCCAGAUAUAGUUAUGCAUGUAAAGUAUGUCCAACAAUUGCAAACUGCAAACAAAGAUAUUGUUCCUCUUCUUCAAACACAAGGUGUAGAGAAUGUAUUGAUGAUCUAAAAUUAUUCAAAAGAACGCAUUCGGAUACCAAAUGUGAAAGAAUGUGUGCUUGGAACAACCAUUACUGUUGGCCCGGUUCUUGCUCUAACGAUCUCACAAGUGGAUGUAUAUGUGCACCUGAUUUUAAAAGAAUUCAGACAUCUACGGAGACGACAUGUCAUCCUACUAAAUUACCUUCUUUCCUGUUAUGCAAUACAAUAUUCAUUGGAACUCAUGGUCAAAGCAAGCGAGCAAACACCAACAAAGAUGGCAUCCAAAAUUGCAGUUCAAUUGAAGAUACAUACGGCAAUUUCCAAUUAUCAUUACUUCAAUACGAAUUGAAAACAGAAUUUAAGAUUCUCAUUUCUGGCUAUAACCAGCCUAGUUACAUCAGAAACUAUAAAUUUGGAGUGACAGACAUUACAAUUAAUGUCAAUAAAAAUGCAGCAAAUGGUUUAACAACAAGAAUUAGCCAUCAACAAUUUGGAGAUGCGACACUGAACAAAACUAUAAAUAACGUGAGGCAGGACAAUGGAAGCAUUCAGAUAGAUCAGGCAUUGUCUAGUGUCGCGGAAGGCGAGUCACUUUGUAUUGAGUUUGAGGCUUUCGGAGGAGGGUAUUUAGAGGGUAUAAAUCUCAUAACCCAAAAGGUGAAUCCGUAUGUCCAGUACCAAAAGGUCAGUAUUAAACGCUCAUUAUGUUACACGUUUGAUCAUACACCCCCUAGACAUUGUAGAGCUAUUGGAUCUUGCAAUACAGAGCCUUUAAAUAUCCUUCAUCCUGUAACGCGGACUCCGAUAAACCGCGUAUCAUUUGUGGGAUGGACUGAUCCAAUUCCUUUAAAUGGAUCUGCAAAGCAUGCCUCCACAAUACAGGAUUAUACAAUUAGUGUUCAUCAGGUAAUAUCGAAGAAAGGACGGUUGCAACUUGACUAUUCUACUAUGUAUAUGAAAGUAAUAAACUUUUCGCACACAGAUACAUCUUUGUAUCUUAAACCUGAUAAACCAACAUUGUAUGAAGUGAAACUUGAGGUCAAAGAUUUUGCAGGCAACGUUCAACAAGCAAGAAGGUUCAUGCUAUAUGAUGAUACAUCAUUUAUUGAAACAAGAGACGACAAACCAAUCAUUGUUGAAUCAGCAUCGUAUCUUACAAAUUAUGUAUGGCAAACACGUGAUACCAUUUGUAUGACAUGGAAAGAUCAUUUCAUUAACAGAUUCUAUAUAAAUGAUAAUUUACUCGGCCCUAUAAAGCCAGAGCAAAACAGAUUAUUUUCGGGUGUAUAUGAGCACAAGUUCGGAUUACUUUCGGUUGAUGGUACUUUAAAUGUGAACGGUAUAAUCAUGUUUUCAGUGACAGUGUUUGUUAACGGUAAACAAAAUGAAGAAACUGAAGUUACAAAUAUACAAGAGCAGUCUUUUUGUAAAAAUAUCAGUAAUAAUGAUGGCGAUAUUUUGAAAAUCAUGGUACAAGCUGUUGAUAUUGCUGGUAAUGUUAAAGAAGAAAACUCAACUGUCCAUAUAGAUCAAUCUAAACCGGAACUUGAACUUAUGAAUAUAUCAUCCAAACUUGGCAAAAUCGAAUCGAUUGAAUUGCCAACGUCUUCAUAUAAUAUAAAAUUCAUAGCGCUAGAUCGUCAUAGUGGAAUACACAGUAUUGUUUGGGUAUUUGGAAUCAAAAAUUCAGGCAUAAACAUAGCAACAGGUGACAUAAAGGUUAAUACCGAUAAUCACUUACAGUCUUGCCAUAAUGGUACGUCAACGUGCGACUGUUUCGAUGGUAAACAAUGUGAAUCAUUUAGCUACACCAUACCAGUAAAUGCAUUAAAUUUGUGUGACAAAAAAGUGAAAGAUAAUUCAAAUAAAAACUUCUACAUUUCAAUCACCGCUACAAACUUCGCAUUGUUGGAAAAGACUCGGUACAUUGAUGUUUCCAUUGAUUUUACCAGUCUAGAUGAGUUAUGCAAAACAACAAAUUAUGUGCCCAUCUAUGUUGGUGUAUCAAGUGGCAUUUCAAUAAUUAUACUGGCCAGUAUUAUGGCUUUUGUCAUUCUAGUGGUACGACGUAAAAGGCGAAAGAAUAAACAAGGAUCGGCCGAAAAUAACGGAUACAUUUUGGAAUCCAAGAAAGUUCCAAAGAAAAAAUCCAAAAUUAAAACAACACAAGAAACAAAGGUCACGAAGCAAGCAGAUCUAGAGAAUUAUCAAAACCUUGAUCACAACGAUGUAUGUGCUGACGAAUCAUAUGACAAUAUAGCCACGCACCCAGAGGACGCAAAAACUAGAAGGAACACAGACCAAAAACCACAGCGAACAGAAAAUAAUGUUUAUGAGGACAUUGCCCGUAAGGAAUUAAUAAUUUUAUAUAUGUUUCCGUUACCAUCAAUAUUCAUUAUUGCAUAGAAUUAAUUAUCCCAG